Ostrinia nubilalis (European corn borer) is the source of this 2127-nucleotide messenger RNA. It is a transcript of the gene spidey, whose product is annotated as very-long-chain 3-oxoacyl-CoA reductase. The coding region runs from base 92 to 1033 and encodes 313 amino acids. Gene Ontology annotation, cellular component: endoplasmic reticulum. The transcript is spliced from 7 exons. The record is from RefSeq and is a predicted model, not a curated record. Gene Ontology annotation, molecular function: oxidoreductase activity. Lineage: Eukaryota; Metazoa; Arthropoda; Insecta; Lepidoptera; Crambidae.
UACUUUCUUCGUCCGCAGUGCGCAUGUGCGGUUACUGUCAACCGCGCGACUCUCUCCGGCCGUAACCUCAAAGUAAAAAUAUUUCGUAAACAUGACGACUGCUUUAGAGAAAGUCGCGAUAGCUUUAAUUGUAGGAGCAGUGUUCUUUUUGUUAAGAAGCAUAUUCCGUGCGGUGUACACAUUCGCAAUUGGACCAUUAAUCAAUAAGGUGGAUUUCAAAACUAAAGGGAAAUGGGCAUUGGUGACCGGCGCCACAGACGGCAUUGGCAAGGAGUACGCCAGACAGUUGGCGGCUAAAGGCUGUGAUAUCAUUCUAGUCAGUCGUUCUAUGGACAAACUCAAGACUGUAGCUGAAGAAAUUGAAAAAGACUUCAAAGUGGAAACCAAGGUGGUGCAAGCGGACUUCAGUUCAGAAAGCAUCUACGAUAACAUCAAGACCUCUAUUGAGGGACUCGAGAUCGGCACCUUGGUGAACAAUGUCGGCAUUUCGUACGACUACCCUGAGUACUUCUUGGAUGUUCCUGAUUGGGACAACAGGUUCAAAUCCCUCAUCAACGUGAACAUCGUGUCAAUGACGCGCAUGACGCAAAUUGUCCUCCCUGAGAUGGUCAAGCGAGGGAAGGGUGUCGUCAUCAACAUCGCUUCUGGCACCGGCGUCAUUCCGGCACCCUUCUUGGGGAUGUAUGUUGGGACUAAGGCAUACGUCAUCAAGCUUACCGACUGCCUCCGCAUUGAGUAUGCCGACAAGGGUAUCCUCUUCCAAAACGUGAACCCUGGAUACGUCCUCUCUAACAUGUCAGGAUUGAAGAGGGAGACUUUGAUGUCCCCAUCAGCUAAGAAAUUCGUGCGAUCUGCCCUUGGCUUGGUGGGAACAACGAGCGACACGGCCGGCUAUUUCCCACACUAUGUCCUGUUCAAUACUAUCCUGUUCGCGAAGGACAUGUUCGGACCUGUCAUCGAAUGGGUGGUGUCCAGGUCGAUGCUGAACGUGAGACGGCGUUACCUCAAAAAGAAAGGAAAAUUGGAACCGUAAGGCAGUUGGCAGUUAUUUGUAUGUGAAGUUGAAACAACUAACUAAACUCAAAGCAGACUCAUUAUUUUUAAGUACAAUGUUAAUUAAGUUGUUUAUUUUAUUUACAAAAAGUUUAGUUGUUAUGUGUUGAUUGUUAUAAAAGGUAUGCGUUCUGUACAAACGCUGACUCGUACUGAAUAAGGCUGAAAAAAAUUUACAUAAGAAAUCAUUGUGUUUCAUUACCACGUAAAAUCUCUUUCGCUGCACCUAUCACAGACUUCGACCAAAGAGAAGUGACAGUACGUCAAACAUUUUCUUUGGACUGUCAUGUCAAAAUCAAAUGUCUUCUAAUUUACCAUAAAAACAGAAAAUCCGCACAAAAUAUCAAAAAUACACAAAUGUAACGGUUACAAAAAUGUUAGAGUACUCCGGUACGAUGUUACAAAAAGUACGUUAGCGAACUAUGGGUAGAAAAGGCGAAGGUGCGUGCGGAUUAAGUUUCAAUCUCAACCAACUGCUGAUGGUGAUAGGGUCUAUAGUGAUACUGGUGCUGCUGUUCUUGGUCGUCUGUCACAUAACCAGUGGACGCUAGAGAAUGGGGAAAAAAGGAGUUUGCUAUAACGUCGACGUACUCCAGGUUUUGCUGAUCGCAUUUGCCUUCGUGACACUGCUCAUAGUUCUCAGUUGGAUGUGUAAAUAUUUCCAAGGAGCCUCCUGCUAAGACACCACCAUGGGGACGUGUGGGCUGGUUUUCUCCCUGAAUCAGAUGCUCACAGUCAUCGGUUCUUUAGUGGUGCUACUACUUCUGUUUAUCCUGGUCAGCAGUAUUGUUACGAAGAAGACCUAAGACUUAACUAUGUGCAAAGGACAAAGUAUUCCUAGAUAUCAUCAGAACAUCGAUGUGCUGCAGGUCAUAAUUGUCGGAUUCUCGUUCAUUAUUUGGCUGAUCUGUAUGAGAUGGAUGGCCAAGUACUUACAAGGACUCCCCCCAUGAGUUACAUAUUGAAGAUGAUGGGCAGCAAUAGAAGUGCCACCAUGUCGACAAUAGCAUUGCAAGUAUCCUGUUAACAUUGUUAUUUAUUUACGGUAUUAUGUAAUAAACUAUACACAGCUGA